Pogonomyrmex barbatus (red harvester ant) is the source of this 1738-nucleotide messenger RNA. RefSeq names its product regulatory particle non-ATPase 13 (gene Rpn13). The record is from RefSeq and is a predicted model, not a curated record. Gene Ontology annotation, cellular component: nucleus; proteasome regulatory particle, lid subcomplex; cytoplasm. Gene Ontology annotation, molecular function: endopeptidase activator activity; proteasome binding. Lineage: Eukaryota; Metazoa; Arthropoda; Insecta; Hymenoptera; Formicidae.
UCUACCAUAUCAUACCGCCAUCUUGAAAUGCAGUGUCAUCGGCAGCGCCUCAUAAGGUGGGAUAAGUUAACUCGGUUCGAGCCUCGUUUACGGUUGUACGGCAAAUUUUCUUUUGUAUUAAGCAAGCAUUAUGUCGAGUGGAGCGCUUUUCGGCAAUAAUGCGUCGCGCGGCGCCUCGAAAAAUCUGGUGGAGUUCAAGGCCGGCAAAAUGACCGUGAAGGGAAAGAUGGUUUAUCCGGACACGCGGAAGGGCCAGCUCUAUGUCUAUCAAUCCGACGACUCGUUAAUGCAUUUCUGCUGGAAGGACCGCACGACUGGGGUGGUUGAAGAUGACUUAAUUAUCUUCCCUGACGACUGUGAGUUUAAACAUGUUCCUCAGUGUAAAACCGGUAGAGUGUAUCUUCUGAGAUUUAAGUCAUCGAAUAAGAAGUUCUUUUUUUGGUUACAAGAUCUCAAAACUGAGAAGGAUGAGGAGCAUUGCAGAAAAAUUAAUGAUGUACUUAAUAAUCCACCUACUCCAGGAUCUCAGAGAAGUAGCGGUGCUAACGCCGAAGGAGAUCUUCAGAAUUUAUUAAACAAUAUGUCGCAACAACAACUUAUACAAUUAUUCGGCGGCGUUGGCCAGAUUGGGGGUUUAGGUAGUCUAUUAGGUACAAUGAAUAGACCGCAUGGUGUUCAGAGUACGAGAGCUUCCACCACGACUUCGUCUACUCCAGCCACUACUAAUGUAACUAGGCCACCCCAUUCAUUAACUCCUGGACCUAAUGCGGACUCUAAAUCUUCGAGUAAUAAUAAGUCGUCAACCAGAACGACAGCUCCGUCCACACCAGCUACGACAGCAGCUCCAAGCAAUAGGAUACAGCUUAGCGACUUGCAGAAUUUUCUAUCAGAAAUUCCAACGCCGUCUCGAACUGAGCCAGCUGUGCAGAGGGGCGUAGCGACAGAGCUGACCAACGCUAUCCCAGCGGCGAUCUCUACAACGGAGAGCUUGGAGAGUGCCAUGAACAUGCACUUGCCGCCCGGGGACAACCUGUCUACCACGCUCUCGUCUCCCCAGUUCUCCCAGGCGCUAUCAAUGUUCUGGUCUGCUUUGCAGUCGGGCCAGGCGGGCCCUGUCAUCCGUCAAUUUGGCUUGGGAACGGACGCUGUCACUGCCGCUUCCAGUGGAAACAUCGAAGAUUUCGUCAGUGCUAUGGAGUCCGAAGCGAAGAGCGGUCAAGGACAGCAAGCGCAACAGGGACAAGACGACAAGAGUAAGAAGCAAUCAUCAUCGGCCGAUAGUCCUGAUAAGAAGGACGAUGACGACGAAGGCAUGGCUUUAGAUUAAGGAUAAGAUUCGUACGCGUUUUUGAUUUCAGGCGGUUCCUUUUUCUAUCUGAAAACCAUGCGUUGCAUAUUAUACAUAUUGUUACAUUGAAUCUAUUACAUGCGCAAUAAAAAAAAAAUCUCAAUGGAUAUAUUUUCUUCUCCGAGAUAAUUUAGACGACAUAUACAUAUAUAUAUAAUUUCGGUAAAAUAUUUUUUUUUAGCGUGUAAAUGUUUUUCCAAUUUUCGAGAAUCUGCACUGUACAUCAAUGAAAGAUUAAUAAACACGUCGAUUAAAUAGAAAUAAGAAAUUCCAUCACAUGUUAUUCAAAUUACACAUAUGUAUGAAGAUUGAUAUAUUGGAUUUUGUAUACAAUAUACGUUUAUUGAAUUUAUCAAACUGCGGAUGCUUAAAUAAAAUAAUUUAAAAAAA